AUUCCCGUGGUCUCGCUCCCUGAUGGUGUGUGUCACCAAGGGGUAACCAGGGUGCACUAGGAACUGACCCUUCACAGUCUCCUUACCUUUACCCCCCCCACUCCCUCACUCUUUAAUAAUCCAAUCAGGCAUUCAGGAGAAACAUCUUCAGGUCUGUUUGGAAUGGGGAUGGGAAUUAACUCAGUACCUCAAAAAACAAAUGAGGUGAAUUAGGACAGAAGGAUUUUAGACAAAACCAUGUUGUAAAGAGCUUAUGCUAAUCUAGGUUGCAUUAUCAAUGAUGUAGAAUACCGAAUGAAAGCAACAUUCUCCUCGAGCUAUAUCUGUUAACGGUCGCAGAACACUAAAACCCUCCAGCACACAAAUUUAAGGAAGACUUUAACUGUGAGUUCACAGUAGCAAUGACAACUAAACAGUGUGAAAAGGUGAUGUUGCAGCAGGUAAAUCAACUGUGGGGUCUGCUGGAUGAUAUGUCUGAAAACAGCCCCGAAGCAUAUCAGAAAUUCAUCCAGCAUCAUCUAGAAGAGGGGAUGAAGCAGUUCAGUCUACCAGAGGCUCACAUCUGCUUUCAGACAAGAAUAUUGGAAUCGAAUGAGAAGUUGCUGUAUGUGAAUCUUUGCACCUGGAGUAGGGUCCCUGCUCCAAAGUCAAAAUCAGAUCCAGUGCCUCUUGGUGGAGGGAGGUUGGAGGAAACUGUCGAGGGCACAGAGAUUUAUUCAGUUACCGAUGUUGCAUACAACCCAGAGGUCCUUAAGGAAGGAAAUGAAGAUCCUGUGGAAAAGGACCAAUUGAUUCGUUUAGCUAUGAAAUAUAUUGAAGAGCAGCAUUGCAUGCACCUAUCACACUCUUACACCCUCCUGAACGACAAACUAAAAGGAAGUAAAAAACAGAUGAAGCUACGACUGACUGGAAAGGCUGAUCCUGUGCAAACUACAAAGCACAUGUCACCUGGAGAAAGUGGUGCCUCAUUGCUUCAGCAACUGGCAAUGCUGAAAUCAGCAGACAAGGAAAAUGAAGAUGAUAAUCCCCAAAUUUGUUUACUGAGUAGUAUCAAACACCCUAAAAAGCCAGGACUCAUCGAAGAGAUUUCAAGUACAGAAUUUCAGAGUGGUAAAGUAGAGACUCCAAAAUACGAAUUAUUGCUCGUGAAAGAUGGAAAUGCAAAGGCAAAAAUAAUUCAACUGAAGAUAGAGCUGCCUGGAGUAUUCUCUGUCAAAGAAUGUGAUCUCAGUGUUUCAAAGGAUGACCUAGUUAUCGAUGUAACUGAGAAGUACAGACUACAGCUUGAUCUACCUGAAACUAUUAGUGAAGAAACAGUCACUGCAAAAUUCAACAAGAAGACUCACAUCCUGUCUGUGGAGAUGCCUAUCAAGUAACCAUAUUACAUCUCUCAAUGAAAUAUAUACAUUUUAUAUUAAUGAAAUCACAGAGCAAUAAUACUUUUAGCAGAUAGCUCUGUGUUGGUCAUUGAAAAGGACAAAUUAUAAUGGUUGGAAACGUAAUUGAAUAAAAUACCAAACACUAAUUUACAUAAUACAUCCAUUCAGUCAAACCAGUAAGUAUUUAACUGGUACUCAAGCUUCUUCUAAUCCUUCCUCAUCUAACAGUGUAACCCUUUUGUGCUCAUUAGUGUCUCCUUGCUGGAGAAUUAUCCAGUUACAAAUAGAGGCCAUGAAUGGAUCUUGUGAAAUUGACACUGAUUUAUUUCUCACGAUAUCAUAGGAAGAGAAAUUGACUGGACUGAUACAAAACACUUUGCACAGUUAAGUCAAGGAUUCUCCUCCCUGAAUAGUAGGUACAGUCAGUUUUAUAGGGUUACAGCAGUGGUAAUGUUAAUUAUAAGACAAUGCAGUUUCAUUGACACAGUUAAUAGAAAACAAUUGCUUGUCCGGCAGUAUCCAUCAGUUAACAAUUGCAACAGGAAGUUUAGUUAAUUUGCAGAAACAGAUAAGGAGGACAAGCAUCCUGGCUUCAAUAGAUCCCUAGGGUAGUAUUCAUUCUUGUCAGUCUGCAUAGGCUUUGAGGGGAUUGAGUACCUGGGGUUUCAGGAGCGGCGAUACUAUUGUGAGGUAGGAAAACCAGUUAGCAGAUCUAGGUAGUGUAUUCCUUCAGUCGGGAAAGUGCUGAGGUAAUGUCUCGUUUCACUGUUCGUUCCCGAGCGGAGUGUGGUCACGUGGAGGUGCCAGUGGCAUUGUGGGUAGCCUGUCUCUGGCUAAAAUCAGACACUGGUUCUGUGAGCAAGUGAUGGCCAGGCAAAGUGGUUUGCUUUUCUCCCACACUCCAUAACUGCAUCUGUGCUAUGUGCCUCAACUAUUGUCAUACAAAUUCUGCAUUUCCAAUUUCUACCAUUUCCUCUACAGCAGCUUUGUUACUCCUCUUAAAAUUUAAUAUUCUUAUAUAAAUUAAAUGAAUUUUACAUCUAAUAAGACUGCUCCUCAAAAGUUGUUUCUCCC
Chiloscyllium plagiosum (whitespotted bambooshark) is the source of this 2453-nucleotide messenger RNA. The record is from RefSeq and is a predicted model, not a curated record. Lineage: Eukaryota; Metazoa; Chordata; Chondrichthyes; Orectolobiformes; Hemiscylliidae.